Messenger RNA from Diachasmimorpha longicaudata, 4627 nucleotides. RefSeq lists its product as uncharacterized. Bases 112 to 3651 code for a protein of 1179 amino acids. The transcript has 2 exons. NCBI's taxonomy places the organism in Eukaryota, Metazoa, Arthropoda, Insecta, Hymenoptera, Braconidae. The record is from RefSeq and is a predicted model, not a curated record.
UUGUGUUUGUCGAAAGAGAGACCUCAGAAUGCUGAGGAUGUCCUCAUAAAAUCGGUUUCUAUCGUUGUGGAAAUAUUCGAGAAGAGGAGAAAGGAAGACGUCAGCAGAUAAAUGAUAGAUGUAGUGGGACUGUUUGUAUCAGAAAUGGACAAUUUACAAUGGCAACGAAUAAUUAUCGUCACGGUCCUGGCAUCUCUAGCAGCCUGGUCACCAGUUACCGGUGAUUCCCUGAUGGGUGGUCACUUGGACAACGAGCCAACAUCACCGUCCUCAGAAGAUCAUCAUCAUCGUCCAAGUAUACCGCCAUUAGCUUUCAACGGUGGUCAGCCAUUCUCCCUGGAGAAGGAUCCCGUUACCGGACAAAUCGACUUUGGCAAGGCACCGCCAUUUAAAGCCCUCAAUUACACCGGUUCUUACGCCAGCGAUGAUGUACAUAAAGAGGAAAGCGAGACCGGGAAUGAAGAAACCGAGAAUGACGCCAUAAUCAGCAACAAGAAUGAAGACGAUCAGCAGAUGCCCAACGAGAUAAACCCAUACACACCGAGCUUUCACGAUUAUCUCAACCUUCCGGUGCGUUACAACGAUCACGAGAAGUACACGAGUGACAAGUACCCCCUCAUCUCGAAUUCCUAUGCAAAUACUAAGGUCCAGGGAGGUUCAUCGGGUUACAAGAUCUACAAUUCCUUGAAUCACAAGAACUACAACAGCAUAAGUCACCCAGGAAAAGCAUCAACAUCGCAGUCAUAUUCCAACACACGAACUCCCUACGUUCCCAGAACAACCAAGCGCCCGACAACGACAAUCAGAACGACCAGAACUACCACAACGACGACAACAACGACCACUACAGCUAAACCAACAACGACAACGAGAGCUACCACCACUACCAAGAAAGCGACGACAGUGGAACCCGUCACCACGUGGAAGCCCCAGCCAGCGGAUCGUUACAGCAUGAAUUACGACGAGGAGAUUAUGCUGCCCAUUGAGAAGAUGCAGACUUCAGGAAAUGGAGGAGAUCACUUCGUCUCAUUCCCAAAGUUUGAUUAUGACGAUGGGUACGAUUAUCUGCAUCAGGAGCCAUCAGCACCGUCAUCACCGUCCUCAACGACUACGAGUAGACCAUCAACAACGACAAGACCGAGUACUACUACGACUCCCACAACAACGAUGACAACGACGACAAUGAGAACCACUGAAGCUUCAACUACGGACCCUCCAAGAGCCUCUCAGAGCCCCCUCGUCAACAAUCAGAGGCCACCACCGGUGACUACAGUAGUCAAUGGUCACCAGAACUACCCUAGCUUCAGUCCCGACGGCCCUCAGGGCUAUCCGGGAUUUAAUCCUCUCGCCGUCGAGUCCUCCAGCAAUGUUAUAGUCCCUCCCGACCAGGACACCAUCUCCUUCGUCCUGGGGAACAGACAGAAUGUCCAGGGGACGUACUACGGACACGGAAGCGCUGUUGCAGAGUCCCCUUAUGGAGAUGCUGUGGUGUCACCAAAUCGAAUGGACACGAAUUACGAUCACGAUUUGAAGAUCGGAGUGCCUUCCUCAGAGGUCCAGGCCCCUCAGGACGCUCCCAAGGUCCCAUCCGGGUUUCAAUUCCCCCAGAGGGAUGUGAUAAGCAGUGGGCACAAGUGGUGGUUCAAUAAGGAUCAGUCCGAGAACCCACAGAGUGUCGACGAUAACGAUAAAGAUAAUCGAGUUAAUGUGGGCGCCGGCUACAGGGUUGUCUUUCCAACCUCUGAGCCCUCGACUUCACCGGCUCCAGUGGUCUCCAGUACUGAAGCCAUGACAACGACAGUGGGAUCAUCAGGAGUGUUGGGAGCACUGGGAUUUUCGGAAUUAUCUGAUGUGCUGAUGCCACCGGCUGUGGACAGACCUGUUCGUCCAGUACAUCCGCACCCCUCCGGUCAGCCGCAUCAUCCACACCCACCAGGGCACCCUCCAAAUGGCCGACCGCAUUACCACUACCACUCGCGUCCACUGGACCUCCCCAACCGGAUCCCAAGGCCACCGAAUGCGUAUAAAAUCCGUCCGCCAAUCGACAUUAAUCUUCCCAAUAUUCUCCCACAAUUCCGGCCGAACGUGAAAACCUCUCAGAGACGAGGGAGUGAGGCCAUUGGUACCAUGAUCAUCUCCAGUCCUCCAAAAUACCCGACUCGAGUGUCAGUGAGGCCCUCGUUGCACCCACCAUCCUCCCACAGACCCCCUCCUAGGCUUCCCUCCCAACCCGUCUCCCCUCUUCAGAGAUUAAAACCCCCACCUCCACCACUACCACCGCCAAUCUACGCCCUGAGACUGCCCUCCCCAGAGGCCCUGGUCGACCUCCGAGGUCCAGAGGACCAUCAAAAGGACAUUCCCAUCCGUAGGAACGUCGGGGAGGGUCUCAUCGACGAGCGAAAUCGCGGCAAUCAAGUUCUCAAAUCACGACUUAAUGACGAGAACUCCGACAAGUUGGAGGGUCCCCUCCCCCCGCGUCCGCCAAAAUUUUUCGAACGUAAAAGUGGAAAUGACACGAGAGUGACGACCCUCCAGAUGAUCCAGCAUCACGGGGACGUUGGAGAAGUGGAAGAAGAGGGAAUGCAGGGAGACGAGCCCCAGGAGGAUGAGGAUGACAGGAGAGUUAAGCCAGGUGUUGAGGAAGUCGCCCCUGUCUUCGUGGUCUACCCCGUAAAAGGAGCCCUGGGAAUUCACGGCGACGAAGAUGAUGACAAACAUCUCGAUGAAAGCGUGGUAGUGGGAACACACGGUGGGGAGAGACCCCUACCCCCUGAUACUCUCGCCAUAUCCCCGGGAGACGAUGAGGAGAUCAAGAUGCCUGGCAAGGUCGUCGUCUCGGACUUUCCAUACCCCCUCGAGCGACCUGACCCUGGGAUGUUCAUCAGCCCCGUGAAGGAGAGGCCUUUGCUAGUGCCUAACGAGCAGAUGCAGGACGACGAUGAGGAGGGCAUCAAGGACACAAGCAUCAAUGUCAUUCCGUAUCUCCAGGAUCAUGUGCCCUUCGCCAUCAAACCCAACGCCAUCUCCACUACGUUGCACAUUGGAGCGAGUCCAUUGGCAGGCUCUUCAGGGGGUUCUCCAGGUUCUCCGGGUGGAUCCACACCAAUUGCCUUCGUCUACACUCCGACCAUGAGGCCCCAUCAGGCCCCAGAGUCCAGUGAGGUUUACGAACGUAAUCCUGUCUUACUACCGUCCCAGCAGCCGUCCAGCUCCGCCAGCUCGGCGCCAUCUCCUCAGAAUUUUAUGGCUCCGUUUGUGGCUAGUGUCAGCGCUGAGGUGCCCUCCAGGGACGGCUGGAGUGUAGUGACAGUGAGACCGGAGAACGUGGAGACCAACACCGCAGAGGCUGAGAACAGGGUAGGCAUGGAGGGAAAGGGGGAUACUGAAGAGAGGGGUGGAAACUUCACGUCUUCGGGGAGUGAUCCUCCUGGAGAUGAUGGGGAGGUGGAGGCCGGUCUUCAAACUGAAGCCAGUGAAUUCGACCCUGAAAAUUUUAAGCCUCAGUUGUUCGGGGGAUUUCAACCGAUUCUAGAGUUCCCGAUGGACUCCGCGGAGGUGCCCAGCGAUUUGAGGAAUAAGGAGAUCGUGGGGGUCGUCGAGAAGCCACGUGGAGUCAAGGAGUCCGCACCGAGGACUUCCUAUGGGGAGUAAUCGGGUAUGUGGAGGGAACGAGUGAAAAAUUUUUUUCGCGAGAAAAAUUGCUUUUGCUGGGUCUAUUCAUUUACCACAAGAAGAUGUACAUAAAUAUUUGCAUCCAGUAAAUUUUCUUGUAAUAAAUAUAUGAAUAUACUUAGGAAAAACUUUAUUUUCAAUAGAAAAUGAGAUUCACUAGCAUUAGAAUUCAUGUGGAAAAUUUAUACACUCGUUUCUCCUGCGAAAGAUGAGUUGGGAAAUUUUUUAAAAAAUCCUACCCAUGAUUUCGUGAAAGUAAACUCCCCUGGCAGUCGUAUUUCUCUGCGAACCGAUCAUCUUCGGAAUUUUAAGAUCAUUUCGAUCUAUCAAUUUCAGCACUGACAUUUUGAGAGACUGUAAAAUUUUUCAACUCCUCUUUAUCUACUCAUUACCUAUAGAACAGCAAGAGUAACCAUGUCUUAAUAAUUAAUUCAUCGUCAUUACUUCUAGAACUCAACGAUCUCCACUGUCUCAUGUCUCAUUCAUCACUCAACAGUUAUUAUAAAUAAUAAAUUGUAUAUUUAUUCAACUCAAUGGAAUGUUCAACUUUGUACGUAUGCGAUAGUACCAUGUAUUCAAUCAAUUGAAUAAUUAAUUUCCUCAGGACAUAUAUUUGUUCUCAACGAAAAGUAUUUCUGGUACUGUUCGCAUAUGUACGAAUUUUCAUGCAUAACUCAAAUGAAUAUCAUACUUAACAUCGUCUUGGUACCCAUAUGCCAGUAAUGCAUGUGCGUAUCACGACUAGAUAUAUUAAUUAAAUGUAAUCUUAUCUUUGUUCGUUGUAUCAAGUCUUAUAGGUGAAUUGCGUUGUAAUUAAUCGGUGAUUUCAGUAUAAAUUGCGAGACAAGAAAAAAAAAUAUAAAAAAAAUUUAAUUGACGCUUUUUAUAUCGAGCUUCAAUUUUUUUUCGUUUUGUCACUUUACCUUAGGAAUAAAUAAAUUAAUUCAUGCACUGA